AUGAGACCGCUCGCAAACGUUCUCGCCAUCGGGGCGCUUCUAGCCGCUCUGGCCUCCGCCAGCGACCCACCCACGGUCAACAUCAAGAACGGGUCCUACUACGGCGUCUACCAAGAAACCUACGACGAAGACCUCUUCCUCGGCAUGCCAUACGCCCAACCACCCGUCGGAGACCUGCGCUUCCGCGUCCCGGAGCUGCUCAACACGACGUGGACGGAUGCCAAGAACGCGACUGACGACCAGUGGGUACUGGGCAACGUGAUCUCGGAGGACUGUUUGACGAUCAACGUCGUGCGUCCGAACGGCAUCUCCGAGGGAGCCGAACUUCCGGUCGCCGUGUGGAUUCACGGUGGUGGCUUCACCGAGGGCGGCUCGCGCGACCCCCGUUACAACCAGUCCUACAUUAUCAAGGAGGCCACGGACGCCGGCAUGCCGUUCAUCGGUGUGAGCAUCAACUACCGUCUGCAGGCCUUUGGCUUCUUGUGGGGGACCGCCGUCAAGGAGGCGGGGGUAUCGAACCUCGGCCUGAAGGACCAGCACCUUGCGCUGCACUGGGUGCAGGAGAACAUCGCUGCUUUCGGUGGCGACCCGGACAAGGUCACGAUAUGGGGCGAGAGCGCUGGUGCCAUGAGCGUUGGCUACCAGCUUCUCGCGUACGAUGGCCGCGACGACGGCCUGUACCGCGCUGCCAUCAUGGAGUCGGGCGCUCCUGCCAAGGUGCCGUCCACCUACUUGAACACGACCGAGUGGGACACGUACUACAACAACAUCACGGCGGCGGCGAACUGCAGCUCUGCGGCGGACACGCUGGCCUGCCUGCACCAGGUGCCGAUCGACCCGCUUUCAUCCAUCUUUAACAGCUCUGUUGCGUCCUCGGCGUCGUACCGCCCGAUCGUCGACGGCGACUUCCUGACGGACGUGGGCCCGGCGCUCCUUACGGCGGGCAAGUGCCCAUUCUCCACGGAAUUUGUGUCCUUCCUGAUUGAUACCAUGGGAGAGACCGAGGAGACGGCCGCCAUCCUCACUGAGGUGUACCCGGACAUCCCGGCCGUGGGCAUUCCCGGCAUGCUGCACGGCCGCCCUGCGACCGACUCGGGCUACGGCGUCAUGUACAAGCGCGCUGCUGCUUACGGCGGCGACGUGAUCAUGCACGCUCCUCGCCGCUACCUGUCCGAGAUCUGGGCUGCCAACGACGUCCCAAGCUACAGCUACGUCUUCGACGUGCUGACGGCCGGCAACAACGAGUACAUUGGCGCAACGCACUUCACGGAGGUCGCGUUCGUGUUCUACAACCUGCUCGGAGACGGCUACAACAACUCGGUGGCCACGGACCCGUUCCUGGACAAGCCCGACAGCUACAAGCAGCUCACGAAGGUGAUGACCCGCAUGUGGGCGAGCUUCAUCGUGCAUGAGAACCCGAACGAGAACGGCGUGACGGCGCUCGAGUGGCCUGAAUACACGUCUGACAACGCGCAGAACAUCGUGUUCGACGCCAAUGUGAUGGAAUUCGCCUACAUUGCGCCGGACACGUACCGUGCUGAAGGCAUCGCCUACUUGACGAGUCUGUACAAUGCCACGGCCUAG
Phytophthora sojae is the source of this 1584-nucleotide messenger RNA. RefSeq lists its product as hypothetical. Bases 1 to 1584 code for a protein of 527 amino acids. The record is from RefSeq and is a predicted model, not a curated record. Lineage: Eukaryota; Oomycota; Peronosporomycetes; Peronosporales; Peronosporaceae. The transcript has 3 exons.